AUGGGUGUGGGGCCCUUAUCCCCCAUGCAUGCGCCCGCGCUGCAGUACCUGCAGGUGAGGGCGGCGGGGUCGCCCGCGGUGGUGCUGUUCCUCACGGCGCAGGGCGUCUUCCGCGGUCUCAAGGACACCCGCACGCCCCUCGCUGCCUCCGUGAGCGGCAACGUGGUGAACAUCCUGCUGGACCCGCUGCUCAUCUUCUCCUGCGGGCUGGGCGUGUCCGGCGCUGCAGCGGCCACGGUGGCAGCACAGUACGGCAUGGCGGGGUGGCUGCUGCUGCGACUGAGUGCCACAGUGCACCUCAUCCCGCCCUCGCUCUCCCUCCUCUCCUUCCACCGCUUCUUCACGUCCGGCGGGCUGCUACUGGGGCGAACGGUGGCGCUGUUGGGGGCGAUGGCGGUGGGGACGAGCAUGGCGGCGAGGCAGGGGGCGGUGCCCAUGGCGGCACACCAGCUCGCUCUGCAGCUCUGCCUCGCCGCCUCCCUGCUCUCUGACUCCGUUGCCCUCGCUGCUCAGACCCUAUUGGCAUCAGCCUUUGCACGCAACGACACGGUCAUGGUGCGAGCCAUCAUGCUGCGAUCGCUGCAGAUAGGGCUGGGCAUGGGGGCGGUGAUGGGGGUGGUGCUCUCGCUGUCAGCGCAGCUGCUGCCAGCGCUCUUCACCUCGGAUGACCGUGUGCUGCUGCAGGCGGUCGCCCUCAUGCCGUUCGCAGCGGCGAUGCAGCCCCUGGCGAGCAUGGCGUUUGUGUUUGACGGGCUGCACUACGGCGCCACCGACUUCGCCUUCGCUGCCCUCGCCAUGAUGGCGCUGGCGCCAGCAGCAGCAGCAGUGCUGGUGUAUGCACCGAGCGAGUGGGGCGUGGAGGGUGUGUGGAUCGGCCUCUCUCUCCUCAUGGCUGCCCGCAUGUUUGCCGGCUUCCUCAGUGAGCUCGGAUUGUUCGGGUCGGAGGUAUCUGGGAUGGCGGAGGCGGGAAGUGCCACCGCGCGAUCGCCGGCGGAAGAGGCGGGAGUGGAGUCCGACAUGGCGCGACUCGCGGUGGCGGAUGCGACAGACGGGAAGCCCGCAGGCGGCGGUGCUGACGUGGACGAGUUGGAUGACGUGGAGCAAACAGAGGUGGUUCUGUUCCACCUCAAGGAGUGCUACGUGUACAAGGUGCGCACCGUCACCCAUCCUCCUUCCCGCUUCCGCGCAUUUCUGAUUCGUGCAGUGGCUAUGCGCUCAGGCGAGUCGCGAGCAUGCGGCACCGCAUGGCGUAAUGUCAUCACCUUCAUUCUCCUUUCCCCUGUCCCGUCUCCCCUCCCUGCCCUCCCGUCCCCUUCCCUCGCGCUCCCCGCGGGUGCUGAUCCCCCAUUGCCACGAGGCGGCACCAGAUUCCCCCACGCAAGACAGCAGCGUCGUACAGGUGCGCGCACCCUCCCUCACUCCCCUCCCUCCCCUCACUCCCACUCCCCGCACCCUCCUCGUUCCCCUCACUCCCAGGCGGACGAGUGGGACAUAAACAGGUGGGCGUGGGAGGGCGCCAUCAGCGUGGUGUCACGAGGCGACCACUGCAGCAUCCGCCUGCUGGACGCCGCCUCAGGGGACCUCUUCGCGCACGCGCCCGUGCGGCCCAACCACCCGCUGCCCCUGGAGGCCGUCAUCGACAGCAGCCGCUUCUUCGUGCUGCGCAUCGAAGACUCCUCCCCGCCCCCUCCCUCUACUGCCUCUGCAGCCUCUGCCUCCUCUGCUUCCUCUAGCAAGGCUGGGAAGCCCGCUGCGGCGGCGGCACCGGUGGUGAGGCAUGCGUUCAUAGGGUUGGGGUUCCGGGAGCGCACGGCGGCGUAUGACUUCCAGGCGGCGGUGUACGACCAUGUCAAGUACGUGCACAAGCAGCAGGAGGCGCGCCGCAUGGGACAGGCGUUUGAGUCGCGGCCUGCUGCGGACUACCGCCUCAAGGAGGGGCAGAAGCUGCACCUCGACAUCAAAACGCCGGCACGGGCGAAGCCAAGCACAGCAGGGCUGCCGCUGUCGCCCACCACGCCGGGCAACGUGGCCUUCAAGUCGCCCUCCCUCACAGGCCCUGCCCCUGACGCCUCUGCUCCCAUGCGCCAAGCCUCAGGGGACCAUGCCGCUGCUGACUCCUCCCCACCGCAUGCAACCGCAGCUGCUACCACCGCAGGCGCCUCCCCCCCCAUCCUCCCUCCCCCUCCCCCGGCGCGCCUCUCCUCGCCUCCUUCCGCGUCGCCCUCCUCCCCUCCCUCCACGUCCUUCUCUGUGCGCUCCUUCCCCCCAGCAGCCCCCUCGCCCUCCAUCGCAUGGGCGUUCCAAUCCGACGACCCGCCUGCCUCUGUCACCUCCGCGCCCCAGUCCGUCAUGCCUGCAACCUCUGGAGGCAGUGAGGGCGCUGGCAGUGCAGCAGCAGCGGGGGAGGACACAGAUGACUUUGGGGAGUUCGUUGCUGCGUGA
Messenger RNA from Closterium sp. NIES-65, 2442 nucleotides. The record is from the annotation of a GenBank genome assembly. NCBI's taxonomy places the organism in Eukaryota, Viridiplantae, Streptophyta, Zygnematophyceae, Desmidiales, Closteriaceae.